Messenger RNA from Malania oleifera, 1308 nucleotides. RefSeq lists its product as uncharacterized. The transcript has a single exon. NCBI's taxonomy places the organism in Eukaryota, Viridiplantae, Streptophyta, Magnoliopsida, Santalales, Ximeniaceae. The record is from RefSeq and is a predicted model, not a curated record. The coding region runs from base 304 to 1185 and encodes 293 amino acids.
AAACUUCGAUCGAAGGUCUAACGUCCUUACGCGCUACUCGCCUCGCUUGCAACCCCUCAUCCUCCCCUCCAUUUCCAUAAAUAUUGAUAAUAUUUCGCGCUUUUCUCCUCACUCUGAUUCCGAUUAAACAUCUUCUUCGUUUUGAGAAAGAGAUUGAUAAGGAUUUUAUUUUAAAAAUAAUAAUAAUAACAGAGCGAGAGAGAGAUUGAGAUUGAUUGCCGGUGCGCAAGUUGCGAGUAAUUAUAUAAUUCCCAUUCUUCAGUGUGAUUCGGAAUUGAUAGAAUAAUUAACUUGGGCGCAACAAUGCCGUUGAGUCGACAGCCAUCCUUCUCUCCCAGCUUGGAUUGUUCUACUUCCGGCGACUUCCCAGACAUUGCCGCCAAGAUUACCAAUGAUUUCGCCCAAAAACUCACCGUCGCCGACGACUCCGAUCUUAACGAAGUUCGGGAGGCAAUUCAAGAUGAUCAGGAAUCACUCCGCGAGAUUGAAGAAUGCGAAAGCCAUAUCGACGACGACGAUUACGACGAAGAUUGCGAGUUCUCUUUCUUUCCCAACGGUGAGGAUUUUUCACUGGUUUCUGCCGAAGAUAUCUUCUGCGACGGCCAGAUCCGGCCCGUUUACCCGAUAUUCAACCGAGAUCUGCUCUCCGCGGACGGCGCUCACGAUCCUGAGCCUUCCAACUCGAACGCCUCCUCUCUUCGGCCUCCCCUGAGAAAAAUCUUCUUAGAACAGCGGGAUCCUCAGGCGACCUCGUCAUCGACGGAGCCGGAAAACGAUCCGGCCGGUCCAUACUGCGUGUGGUCCGGAAAGGCGGUGGACGCGUCGCCGGGCGCUUGCAAGAAGAGCAACUCCACCGGAUUUUCGAAGCUUUGGAAGUUCCGAGACCUGAAAGUCCGGAGCAGCAGCGACGGCAAGGACGCCUUCGUGUUCUUGAACAAGAGGUCCGAGAAGAACGUGAAAAUUGAAAAACCUGAGGCUUCGAUGGAGAAGGAAAGUUCCGGUAAUGGAGACGGUUCCAGUGGGAGAACGACGGCGAAGGGAGCAAAACCCGAAACGACGUCGUCGGCUCAAAAAAGGAGGAAUCCAGUACCGAAGGCGCGGAGGUCGUAUCUGCCGUACAAGCAGGAUAUACUUGGGUUCUUCACCAACGUUAACGGGAUGAGCAGGAACGUCCAUCCCUUCUGAUUCCCGCUUUUCUGCAACACUAUCCAUUUUUUAUUUUGCAAAUAUAUUUUUUUGGGUUAUUGUGUUAUUAAUAAUUAAUUUUAAUGUAACUAACUUUUGGGGUAAUUGUAUCAUUUUUAGUAA